AUGCACACCUUUGUUUGCACAUUCACGCUCCCUAAAACCUCGCCUUUUUUUCCCUCUAGGAUUCAGAAGGAGCUUGCAGACAUAACUGCAGAUCCCCCGCCCAACUGCAGUGCUUUUCCUCGCGGUGAGAACCUCUACGAAUGGGUCUCUACUAUUCUGGGUCCUCCCGGUUCUGUCUACGAGAGUGGCAUUUUCUUACUUGACAUCCACUUCCCCCUGGAUUACCCAUUCAAACCACCGAAGAACAACUGGUCACCUGCGCUGACAAUUAGCAAAGUCCUCCUGUCCAUCUGUUCUCUACUGACGGACUGUAAUCCAGCGGAUCCGUUGGUUGGCUCGAUAGCCAACCAAUACCUUCACAAC
Molecule: messenger RNA, 363 nt
Organism: Dibothriocephalus latus
Lineage: Eukaryota; Metazoa; Platyhelminthes; Cestoda; Diphyllobothriidea; Diphyllobothriidae
Source: the annotation of a GenBank genome assembly